Closterium sp. Yama58-4 is the source of this 3561-nucleotide messenger RNA. NCBI's taxonomy places the organism in Eukaryota, Viridiplantae, Streptophyta, Zygnematophyceae, Desmidiales, Closteriaceae. The record is from the annotation of a GenBank genome assembly.
AUGGGCCAGGGAUCACCGAAACCAGAAAUUGGGACGCAUGGGCCUGGGCGUGGAUAUGGGGCGUCAGCAGAGGGCGAGUCUGGGCCGGGGUGGGCGCAAGGGCAGGGCGUGAGGGGGAUUGGAGAGGGAGGGACGGGUGUGGGCGGGACUGGGCGGGCGGGCAGUGGCGUGGGGGCUGUGGAACGGGCGUUGGCGGAAGUGGAGAGGGAAAGUCUCCCUGCAGGGGAAAGUGCGCCUACAGGGGAACGUGGGCGGGGGAUAGGGGGGAUGGAAGGUCGUGGAAUGGAGGGGCGUGGGAUUAGGGAUGUUGGGGCGGAGGAGCGUGGGAUGGGUGGCAUUGGGUUGGGAGGUGUUGGGAUGGGUCAGACCAUGGGGGAAGGGCCGUAUGAGCAUGGGAGGGAGAGGGCGAGGGAGGUGGCGGAGGAAGGGGAGGGUGUGCUGAAGGGGGGGUAUGGGCAGGUGAAGGUAGGUGCGGGGAAGGCUGCGGAGGGGGCUGAAGGGCUGGUGACUAAAACGGGCGAGCAGGGGCUGAGGAUGGGGGAGGGUGUGAUUGAAACGGGGGAAAGUAUGGCGAAAUUGGGCCUCAGUGCUGCUGAGCGUGCUGCAGAGACGGGUGUGGGUGUGGCGAAGGGGGUUGCGGGUACAGGGUUUAGGGUUGCUGAAAGCGCGUUUGAAACUGGGAAGGGUUUGGGGGAGAGGGCUUUGGAGGUGGGGAAGGAAGUGGGGGGGAGAGUGGCGGAGACAGCAGGGCGAUUGGUGCCUGGGGUACCGCCGGGUGUGAGUGAAGAGGAGCGUGUUGUGAUUGAAGAGAGAGGUGGGGCGAGUGGAGGGAAAGGAGGUGUGAGUGAGAUGGUUGGGGCUGGUGGGGAGGGGCAGGAGGAGAGGGCAUUCGAGCGGGGUAAAGAGGCUGUGAAGGGAGGGCUAGGGCAGGUGGAGGGGCAGGUGAGGGGUGUAGCUGGCAUGGGCAGUGCUCGUGAGGCUGCUGGUGGGGAGAGUGCGUGGGGAGGGGCAGGUGAGCGGGGCGAGCAGGCCGAGCGUGAAAUGCGUGCCAAGGAGCGAGAACUUGGUCAAUCCGGCCGCCCAGAAAUGAUAGCAACAACUGGAAAAGACACCCUCCCGCAGACAGCCUACGAAGCAGCACAGGAGGGGGCGGAGAUCACGAGGCAGCAAGCAGGGGAGAUGGCCGGUCAAGCAGGGGAGGUGGUGGGACGUGUGCCGGAGAAAGGCAAGGAGCUGGGGGAAAAGGCACUAGAAGUGGUGCAGGAAGCAGGGCAGUUGGGGAUGCAGCAGGCCAAGGAAGCGGGUUCUGUUGCUAGUCAGGUGAUUCGGCAGGUAUACCGCAAGUGGAUGGGUGCUGUGGAGGAGGAAGGGGAGGAGGAGGAAGAGGGGGAGGUGGGGAAAGGAGCAGGGAGUGCUGUUGGGGAGGGAGGAGCCAGUGCUAUGGAGGGAGUCACAGGAACGCUUGCUGCUGGCCCUUCCUCUCUCCCUCCUACCAGGUAUCGCCAGGCGAGGGAGGCAGCACAAACGGGGCUGCAGACAGGGCAGCAGGUGGCAGGCGGGGCGGUGCAGCAGGCGAAGGAGCUUGUUGCGCCCAUUCUCCCUGGCGGGGCAAGAGGCACGGGUGGAGGCAUGAUGGGUGGGGCUGGUGUGACGGGGCAAGGAGCACGGCAGGGGCGGGAGGCAUCAGCGUAUGAAGCAGGGAAAGCGCGGGUGAAAAGCGCUCUGGAAGGAAUUGCAGGAGGGACGAUGCGUGGGACAGGAGUGGGAGCACGAGUGGCAGGAACAGGUGGGAGAGGCAUGGAGGGAGGGAGUGAGAUGCCGGGAACUGAAUCUAAGGGGUACGUUGGGACAAUUCCUGGGGCAGGGCUUGUGUCGGGUGUUGCUGACGUGGCACGACGGGCCGUGGGGACCACAGCAGACACGGCGAGGGGCGUGGCAGGAACAGUGGGAGAUAUGACAAGCAGGACUGUGGGGACGACAACGGAGACAGCAAGGGGGGUGGUUGGGAAGAUGGUGGGGAUGGGGGAGGAGGUGGCCGGGAGGGGGUAUGGAGCGGUGGAGGGGACAGUUGGAGGGGUGGUGCAGGGUGUGAAGAGAAUGACUGGGCUGGGUGGGAAGGGGGGAGAGGUGGAGGGGGAGAUGGGGAGAGAGGCAGAGGGAGAGAGGGGAAGGGAGGCUGGGAAGGGGUAUGGAACGGUUGGGGGAACAGUGGGAGGGGUGGUGGGGGGAGUCAAGCGAAUGACUGGACUGGGUGGGGAUGAGGGUAGGGGUAUGGAAACCCUUGAAGGGAAGGAGGGGAGGGAGAGGAUGGAGCAGAUGGAGCGAGAGAGGGAGGAGGAGAGUGCGAGGGAGAGGGGCAGGAAGCAGGCGUAUGCGGUGCUGCACGGUGCAGAGGAGUGGGUGGAGGGGACAGUGAGCCGUGUGGCUGGGGUGCUGACAGGGGGAUUGCUGGGAGGGAGGGGGCAUGGGGAGAGGGCAGGGGAGAGGGCAGGGGUUGGUGCAGUUGGUGGUGAGGAGAUGAGGGAGAAAGAAGGUGGGGAGGGAGUGGGGGAGAAGAUGCGGGGACUAGUGCAGAGGGGAGGGAUGGGGGAAGGCAUGGGGGGAGGGGGAACUGGAGGAAUUAGGGGACGAGUGGGGGUAGAGGAGGAAGUUUCUGCAAAGCCUGCGGAGGCAAGCAAGGGAAUCGUGGGCAGUGCUAUGGGGGCGGUGCAGAGUGUGGUGGGUGGUACUGCUGACGUGGCCAAGCAUGCUGCUGAGUCAGCACUGGGGGCGACGAGGGCAGUGGGGGGAGCAGUGGUGGGCGCAGGGGGAAGUGCGGUGGGAAUGGGGCAGAGGGGGGUGCAGCAGGGGGUUGAAGGGGUGGAGAGCGGUAUUGAAUAUGGCAGGGAGAGUCUGGAGAAGGGGUAUGAGGGAGUAAAGCAGGGUGUGCAGAGUGGAUAUGAAGGGACGAAGCAGGGUGUAGCAGCAGGGUAUGAGGGGGUUACUGGGGGAGUGACAGGGCUGGUAGAGCGCGCCAAGCACCUGGUGGGGCUGGGAGGGGCGCACGGUGAGGAGGGGUUGGGAGGAACAGGAGAGAUGAUGGCCGAGGGGAAGGGUGAGAGGAUGGGCAAGAGGACGGGUGAGGGUAUGGGUGAAGAGGUGGGGGAGGCAGUUGGUAAGAGGGGAGUGGAGUGGGAGGAGGAGAGCGCUGCGGAGAAGGGCAGGCAUGCGAUGCUGUCAGUGCUGGAGGGAGCAGAGAGGACGGCUCUGGGUGCUGUGAGCACGCUCACUGGAGGACUCAUUGGUGGUGGCUCUACGGGUGGGCAAGCAGGGGGUGAGCGAGCCUUGGUUUCCACCACUGGUGGUGGUUAUGAUUCUUCUGCUGGCGGUGGUUCCGGUGCUGUUGGUGGUGGUGGGGGGGUGACCAGGCAGCAGGCAGCAACAGCAGGGUUGCCGGUGUCAGCAGUAGGGGAGGGGGAGGCUAGUGGAGUGAUGGCGGGGCCAGGGGGGAAGGUGGCAGCAGUGGGGCGGCCGGAAGCAGUGGAGGAGGCAGCACGGCCAGUCAUGGAGCCAGGCGCGUGA